Messenger RNA from Tripterygium wilfordii, 915 nucleotides. Its product is annotated as thioredoxin 1-like. The record is from RefSeq and is a predicted model, not a curated record. Lineage: Eukaryota; Viridiplantae; Streptophyta; Magnoliopsida; Celastrales; Celastraceae. Gene Ontology annotation, molecular function: protein-disulfide reductase activity; oxidoreductase activity, acting on a sulfur group of donors, disulfide as acceptor. Gene Ontology annotation, cellular component: cytoplasm. The coding region runs from base 99 to 671 and encodes 190 amino acids. The transcript is spliced from 2 exons.
AAAAUCCAAACCAAGUUGAACCAAACAUCUCUCUCGUCUCGACUCACAAAUCUCUCUUUAGCUUCUUCUGGAUUGGAGACCUGCCAUCCACUGCUUCAAUGGCUACUGUGCUCGAAUCGAUAGCUGUUCCUCGCGCCUCGGGCUUUUCUAGACCGGCUGUUUCGCCGGUUACUGCCUCAUCGUGUUUAUCUUCGGUCUCUGCUCGCAGGAGAUCGAGGGCGGUACCGGAGUUCAAGGGCCUCAGGAUGAAAUUGACGCCCGAAACUCGCUCUUUUGGAUCUGCGAGUCGGAAUCAGAGCUCAAGACAAGGUCGCAACGGACGAAUUGUGUGCGAGGCUCAGGAUGUUGCCGUUGAUGUGCCAUCUGUUACUGCUGAAACUUGGAAAUCAAAUGUUCUUGAAUCUGAAUCCCCUGUUGUUGUUGAAUUUUGGGCUCCAUGGUGUGGGCCCUGCCGUAUGCUCCUCCCUAUUAUUGAUGAACUGGCAAAGCAAUAUGCUGAGAAGAUCAGAGUCUACAAAAUUAAUACUGAUGAAUGCCCAUCAGUCGCAUCUGAUUACGGGAUUAGAAGCAUUCCUACUGUCUUAAUCUUCAGGAAUGGAGAAAAGAAAGAUACCAUUAUCGGCGCUGUUCCGAAAACCACUCUAGCUGCUAGUAUUGAGAAAUUUCUUUAGUGAUGGUAAGGAAUUCCUUUGUUGGGCUAAGUUCUUGUUUCUGUAUCUGUUGUUUGAAUCUUUGUCUUUGAAUGCCCAAGUCAGAUGCUCUACCAUCAAUGAGCCCUUAAAUGCUACUGUAUAGCUUCAAAAAGCUGCCAUAUUUUCUGCCUCCUUAGACAUAUUAGUUGCCAACAUGUUUCUUAUUUAUAAGACAUCGCUUUUGAUGUUUCUAUAAUGAAUAUGUUGACAAAUUCGCAAAUUA